Messenger RNA from Microsporum canis CBS 113480, 738 nucleotides. RefSeq lists its product as hypothetical. NCBI's taxonomy places the organism in Eukaryota, Fungi, Ascomycota, Eurotiomycetes, Onygenales, Arthrodermataceae. The transcript has 3 exons. The record is from RefSeq and is a predicted model, not a curated record. Gene Ontology annotation, biological process: transcription by RNA polymerase III. The coding region runs from base 1 to 738 and encodes 245 amino acids.
AUGUCUCGAGCUGCACGUAACAAAAAGGCACCGGGAGCUGAGUUCGCAUGGAAGUCAGAAGGCGGCGGCGAAAAAUAUACCUUACCUGUUCCUGCUAAGUUUACUGAAUCAGAGGUAUCAGGAGUACAGCUAUAUCGUCAAUUACGAGAGAAAAUCCACGAUGGACCCUUUUAUACCGUCCUUUCCACGCAACCGUCGUAUGGGAAGAAGGGUGUGUCGGCUCGCGCACAAUUUGACCCAUUCCAGGGAAUGGCAUCAUAUGGACAGAGAUAUAUGAGAAAAUCGAGGACGUUACCAAAACUAAGUGCUAUACCAUUUGAAAUGAACUUUUUUCCAAAGGAACUAUGGUCAACUCUGGACCCAAAAUACGUUGGUUUACCAGGAGCAUUUGCAAAUGGCGCCGGAUCAUUUUCUAAAGCUACACAGAAACGGGGAUUCGAGGAAGAUGAAGAGGAGGAUGAGGAGGAUGAAAGCCGCCGGAAGAAACGGAACCAAGGCGAUGAAGAUGAUGAUGGCUCUGACUUAGGAGGUAAACGACGGGGAAAUGCGCGUGAGGGCGAGGAGGCGCCAGAUGAUGAUGACGACGAGGGCGAGGAUGAGAUAGUGGAUGACGAUUUCGAAGAAGAUGAAGAAGAGAUGGGCGGUGAUUAUAAUGCAGAACAGUACUUUGACGGUGGUGAGGAACUUGGUGACGGGUUCGAUGAAGGAGGCGGUGGAGAAGAUAACGAUGUUUAUUGA